Messenger RNA from Peromyscus leucopus (white-footed mouse), 2989 nucleotides. It is a transcript of the gene Hdac10, whose product is annotated as histone deacetylase 10. Gene Ontology annotation, molecular function: histone deacetylase activity. Bases 830 to 2851 code for a protein of 673 amino acids. Gene Ontology annotation, cellular component: histone deacetylase complex. The record is from RefSeq and is a predicted model, not a curated record. Gene Ontology annotation, biological process: chromatin organization. The transcript is spliced from 20 exons. NCBI's taxonomy places the organism in Eukaryota, Metazoa, Chordata, Mammalia, Rodentia, Cricetidae.
UUGCUCAGAACCCCCUCUGACCUUUCUGGCCCCACACUGUGCCUCAGCGUUCCUGAUCUGGCCUCCAACCAUGCUGGUGGCCUCUUUCUCACCUGUGGUCUUUUUUUUAUCAACCCCAUUUUGAAGCCCUGUGCCAUGAUCCAGCUCAGGCCAGCCCCUGUGCUGGCAUGCGUCCACACCUUGCUCACCUCCCUUCCUUCCACCCUUCACUGGAAGAGCAGGCAUAUUGGAUGUGAUGAUGGACAGUUGGCAUGUCUGACCCUGUAGCCCUGAACCGGCAGGUUAGGCUCGAGAACGCUGGGGGAAGAAAGGCGCAUAGCCGCGGCUGCUGUGAUCGCCUGAGGACAAGCAGCCCCGUCUUCCCAGCCAUUUCAAGGGGGACACAGGCGGCGGACACUGGUCGCAGGCUCCGUGCCACACGUUGUUGGGGGUGGCACUGCAGCUGAAGCACUGGAGCGAGAGAUCAGAUCAGAGACGCUGGCCGAACCCUCCGGGAGCUGUCGCCUGGUCUACUCCACCCUCAUCUCGCUUGAGGGCGGGACCGAGCCUGUGAAGGAGGAAGCCGGAAGUUAGGAAGUUAGGCGGUGGGAGCCACACUGUGGACCCGGCUUAGAUCGCUUUCCCGCCGGUUCGCUAGUGACUACCGGCCGGAUCUGGGCCUGGGCCUGGGGUGGUGCGCUCUUGCCCAGGUCCAGCGUCUGCUACCCGGCUCUGUCCCAAGCGAGGGGCUGUUUACGUACGUGGCUGUGAGGUGGGACUAGGCAGUGCAGUCACCUGCCAGCAGAGGGCGUCUUACGCUAGUGUGGAUCAAAGUGACCACGGUGUGGCCAUGGGUACAGCCCUUGUGUACCACGAGGACAUGACAGCCACCCGGCUGCUCUGGGAUGACCCCGAGUGCGAAAUUGAGUGUCCGGAGCGCCUGACUGCAGCCCUGGAUGGCCUGCGGCAGCGUGGCCUAGAACAAAGGUGCCUGUGUUUGUCAGCUUGUGAGGCGUCGGAGGAAGAGUUGGGCCUGGUGCACAGCCCCGAAUAUGUAGCCCUGGUGCGGAGGACCCAGACCCUGGACAAGGAGGAGCUCCGGGCACUGUCUAAGCAGUUUGAUGCUGUCUACUUCCACCCGAACACUUUUCACUGUGCCCGGCUGGCUGUGGGGGCCGCGUUGCAGCUGGUGGACGCUGUGCUCACAGGCGCUGCGCACAAUGGGCUUGCCCUGGUGAGGCCUCCAGGACACCACAGUCAGAAGGCAGCUGCCAAUGGAUUCUGUGUGUUCAACAAUGUGGCUAUAGCAGUCAAGCAUGCCAAGCAGAAGUAUGGGUUGCAGAGGAUCCUUAUUGUCGACUGGGAUAUCCACCAUGGCCAGGGCAUCCAGUACAUCUUCGAUGAGGACCCCAGUGUCCUUUAUUUUUCCUGGCACCGCUAUGAGCAUGGGCGCUUCUGGCCAUUCCUUCAAGAGUCUGAUGCGUGCGCAGUUGGGCAGGGGCGGGGCCAAGGCUUCACUGUCAAUUUGCCCUGGAAUCAGGUUGGGAUGGGAGAUGCUGACUAUUUGGCUGCCUUCUUGCACGUGCUGCUCCCGUUGGCCUUUGAGUUUGAGCCUGAGCUGGUGCUGGUCUCAGCAGGAUUUGACUCUGCCAUUGGGGACCCCGAGGGGCAGAUGCAGGCCACACCUGAGUGCUUUGCCCACCUCACACAGCUGCUGCAGGUGCUGGCUGGUGGCCGGAUUUGUGCCGUGUUAGAAGGUGGAUACUGCCUGGAGUCCCUAGCACAGUCAGUGUGCAUGAUGGUACAGACACUGCUUGGUGACCCCACACCUCCCCUUCUUGGGGUCAUGGUGCCGUGUCAGAGUGCCCUGGAGUCCAUCCAGAGUGUGCAGACAGCCCAGGCCCCUCACUGGACAAGCCUCCGACAAAAUGUGGCACCAAUUCUGAGUCCCAGCAACCACCUCCCUGAAGGGAGGUCUCCGCCUCUGCUUGCUGAGAGCUCCACGCGUGAAGUAGCGGAAGAUGCACCGAGGCCCCUCCUGGAUGGACUGUGCCUCCGCCCGAGGCCCCCGGUCUGCACAGCUGUUGCCUUGACUGUGCCAGGUGCUGCUCUGGCCUUACCUCCCGGAGUGCUCCAUCAGGAAGGGUCAGCCUUGAAGGAGGAAACCGAAGCCUGGGCCAGGCUACACAAGUCCCGGUUCCCGGAUGAGGGUCUUGCUGCAUUGGGGAAGAUUCUGUGUCUCUUAGAUGAGAUCCUGGAUGGGCAGGUAAGAAGUGGAAUAGUUGCCACAACUGCCCCUGCCACCGCGGCAACUGUAGAUGUGGUCAUUCAGCGAUGCCUAUCCCAUGGAACUCAGAGGCUGCUCUGUGUGGCCCUGGGACAGCUGGAUCGGCCCCUGGACCUUGCAGAUGAUGGGAGAGUUCUGUGGCUGAACAUCCGGGGCAAGGAAGCAAGCAUCGGGUCCAUGUUCCAUAUCCACACUCCACUGCCACAGACGACUGGGGGGUUUCUGAGCUGCAUCUUGGGUCUGGUACUGCCCCUGGCCUAUGGCUUCCAGCCUGACAUGGUGUUGAUGGCACUCGGGCCUGCCCAUGGCCUGCAGAACGCCCAAGCUGCUCUCUUGGCCGCAGUGCUUCGGGGCCCAGCAGGGGGCCGGAUUCUAGCUGUAGUGGAAGAGGAAUCCAUACUCCAGCUUGCAAGGACCCUGGCACAGGUACUGCAUGGAGAAGCACCUCCCAGUCUGGGCCCUUUCUUGAUGGCCUCUCCAGAGGAGGUCCAGGCCCUUAUGUUUCUAAAAGCUCAGCUGGCGCCUCGGUGGAAGUUGCUGCAGGUGGCUGCUCCUCCACCAGGACCGUGCUCCCCCGUCGCCUGAAAAAUCGGUCAAGGUGGGCGAUGUCUAGUUGGAGAAGAGCGCACUCGGGCCCCAGCGAACCGUGACCGGAGACCGACGUCCCAUCUGCCGCCCAGGCAUCCUACCUCUAGAGCAAUAAAUAUCGGUUAAACGAGUCCA